Molecule: messenger RNA, 2820 nt
Organism: Frieseomelitta varia
Lineage: Eukaryota; Metazoa; Arthropoda; Insecta; Hymenoptera; Apidae
Product: organic cation transporter protein-like
Exons: 10
Coding region: 679-2292 (537 amino acids)
Biological process (GO): transmembrane transport
Cellular component (GO): membrane
Molecular function (GO): transmembrane transporter activity
Source: RefSeq, a predicted model, not a curated record
GGAGUCGCGCGGCCAAACGAGUCAGUUUCGCACGAGUAACACGCGCAAGCAAGCAAACGCUCGCAUUCACAUUUUAGUUGAUCGCCGUCGCUCGCGCACGACGCAUGCUAGUGCUCGACGUUUAACCUCAGACGAUAUUUGCGGAGGCCACCUUUGUUUUCUAAACAAAAAAGAUUUCUCUCUACCAUCCAGUCGUCGAAUUACCACCCAUACCUUUCACCCUGCUUCACUCUUUCUUUCUUUCUCUCUUUCUUUCAUUUUCUUUCAUCUUUCUUUCAUUUCGUCCGAUUGUCGUUGCCAGUCACGUGACUGACACACAUUCUGAGAUCGAUUUCUCUUUUUUGACGUUUGACGUUACUCUCUCUCUCUCUCUUCUUUUUUUUUCUUCUUUCCUUUCGUUAGCAAUUUUUGCACGAGCAAUUAUUACAAAUCGGUCGAUCGGUAACAACGACAGGGUGGACUUUGGCUAUUCGCACACGGCCAGUGAAAAUUGACAGUCGAUCGAGGAUUUGAUUGGAUGCGCUUGGUUGCACGAGGUUUGAGCGAGAAAGCGGAGCGAAAGACUGAAAAUUGCGCGUCUGCCCUGCGCGGCGUGAGAAAGAGAUAAGCGCACAUUAGCGAAAAUAAAACGUGAUCGAAUCGCACAGAAACGAAAUAGCUGCGCAACCAGGCAGUGAUAUGAAGAAUACGCAAAACAACAGUUAUGCGGAAGUGAAUGGCAAGCAAGUGUUGAACGGGAAGGAGGACGUUGGUGAGAAUGCCGACGAGGAGAUGGACGCGGUGCAGGAGGCAAUCGGAAAUCUCGGCAGAUGGCAGAUAUACGUUUGCCUGGCGAUCUCUCUGGUCAAGUUCCCGAUCGCCUGGCAUCAGCUCGCGAUCGUGUUCAUGGCGCCCCAUCAAGACUACAACUGCACCUCGCCGACAGGCGUGCAAACGCCCGAUCAUUGCUCGGCCAAUGUCAGCGGGGCAUUGGCGGAUUGCACAGAGUGGGAGUACGACAGGAGCACGUUCACGGAGACGAUAAUAUCGCAGUGGAACUUAGUAUGCAGCCGAACGCAUUACGCCAAUAUCCAGCAGUCUAUUUUGAUGUUCGGCGUACUUUUGGGCAAUAUUAUAUUUGGCAAUCUGGCAGAUAGGUACGGUAGAAAGAUGCCGCUGAUGGUGUCGGUAAUUCUUCAAGUAGCAUCCGGUGUCGGAUGCGCCGUCGUGCCGUGGUUUCCGGCACUGUUGUUGAUGAAAUUCCUCAGUGCCUUAGCUACAGGGGGUACGAUGGUUACCAGUUACGUCAUUUGUAUGGAGAUCGUUGGAACGGAGUGGCGAGCGGCCAUCACGGUACUCUAUCAAAUUCCGUUUAGCUUGGGCCACAUGUCACUAGCCGGGCUUGCGUUUCUAUUUCGUCACUGGCGGCACCUUCAAAUUGCCAUCACGCUGCCCUCCGUCAUUCUUCUCAGUUAUUGGUGGAUCGUACCUGAAUCACCAAGGUGGUUGCUCGCUUUUGGAAAACAACGAGCGGCGUGCAAGAUCCUGCAAAAGGGCGCCAACAUCAAUCAAAUCAAAAACAAAGAUAUCCCAGAGAUGGUCAGGCAACACUGUUUGCAUCAGAAUUCCAAGCGAUCGCACCUGGAUCACAAAGCGUCGUUGUUGGAUCUGUUUCGCACGCCGAACAUGAGAAUGAAGUCGCUGUCGAUUUUCUUCAAUUGGAUCGUCUGCGGGAUGGGCCUGUUCGGAAUGUCUCAGUACAUCGGCCAAGUCGGCGGGAACAUCUUCGUGAAUUUCACUGUUUCCGGAGCCAUACAGAUACCUGGUAACUUCGUCGCCUGGUGGGCGAUGAACAAACUCGGUCGAAAGAUCACGUUGAUUUGCAGCAACUCGAUCGCUGGCGUCGCUGCUCUUUUACUCGUCGUUGUCUCGGACGACAUUGCGUCGCUUCGGUUGAUUCUAGUCUGUACAGCCAUCGUCGGCAUGUCGGUCUCUUUCACUACUGUCUACUUGUUUUCCGGCGAACUGUUCCCCACGGUUGUCAGGAACAUCGGCGUGGGUACCAGCAGCAUGUGCGCCAGGAUAGGCUCUAUCUCGGCACCUUUCGUUGUCUCUUUGGAUCACAUACAAACUUGGCUCCCACCGGCCUGUUUUGGAAUCUUGCCGCUCAUCGGUGCUGCGCUUUGCCUCUUUCUGCCAGAAACUGUCGGAUGUACACUCCCAGAAACGCUCGAGGACGGUGAAAACUUUGGAAAAAAACUCCAUAAAAUAAAGAAGAAUCCAAAAGAUAUCGAAGCAGAGGCAGCACUUUGAACGAAGACUGAGAUUAAUUAAUACCUAGAGAUUUUAUAUAUAUAUAUAUAUAAAGAUUAUAUAUAUAAGGAGGAAAACAGUUAGGACAAAAUUGCGAGGAGAAAGUAAUAAAAUUGAGAACACGGAUUUUCAUAGAAAAAUUAAUUGUACAUAUAUUAAUUAAUACUGAGAUCAUUCCUUCUUUUUUUUAAUUUAUUAUAUUAUUCACAUCCACGAUUUUGACGACAUCGUUGUUUCUCUUCACGUCGCAUUGAAGCACGUCGAUUUCACAUUCUGUGACGAAUGUUUCUCUAUACACUAAUAGUUGAUAAAUUUAACGUGCAUGUGUAUUGGUUUUUAGAGGGACGAAAUUCCUGAACAAAAAUAUCCCGGAAUAUUUCAAGGCGUUUUAAAACAUGCUUUCGACUUUGUAAAUUUGACAAAUAUUAUUUAUAUGAAUUAUAUUUAUACGAAUGUGUAACAAUUUGCGAGAAGAGUGCCUUCUACCAUUUGUAUGUGAAUAUCUAAAUAGAUCUUAUAUUUUAUAAA